AUACGCCUGGGCGUUUGGAGCUCCCCACUUUGUGAAGUCGGUGACUGCUCUUGCCAAUUACUGACCGGCGGCAGCCGGCAAUUCGUGUAGCUCCGCUCCGGUUUGUCACUUCCCCGCAAUUCAUCCCGCACAUCUUUUUAGAGCUUUCUGAUCAAGCCCUAACUUACUUUCGAGUUCAGACGGCGGACCGUUUUCCGCCUCUCUGCCAUUGAACGUAAGUAUCGAGAAUCGUAGAAAGAAUCAAGAAUGGCUACCAUGCUCUCUGCGCGUACGGGUUCCGUUCGGCGACUGGGAUAUCUUCACAAGACGCCGUUUACACGCAACGGGAGUCGCGCAGCGUCAGGAUAUGUGAAAUAUAAUCAUGAAGAUCCGUUGAAUUUGGAAUCUCUACUAACGGAAGAGGAAAUUGCCAUACGUGAUACUGCUCGGGAGUACUGCCAGGAGAAUCUCGCUCCCCGUGUGCUGGAAGGCUGGCGGACGGAAAAAUUCAAUCAUGAUAUUCUCCCUGAAAUGGGUAAAUUGGGACUGCUUGGACCGACGAUUCAAGGCUAUGGCUGCGCUGGAGUGAGCAGUGUGGCCUACGGCCUCAUUGCCAGAGAAAUCGAGCGCGUCGAUUCCGGCUACCGGUCGACAGCAUCUGUCCAAUCAUCGCUUGUUAUGCACCCCAUCAACGAGUUUGGUACUGAAGCACAAAAGGAAAGGUAUAUUCCUCGGUUAGCCAAGGGAGAAAUCGUUGGCUGUUUUGGACUGACUGAAGCGAAUCAUGGUUCCGACCCAGCUGGCAUGGAGACAACUGCUGAAGAAAUUGAUGGUGGCUUUGUUCUUAAUGGAAGCAAGACUUGGAUAUCAAAUGCACCUGUCGCUGACAUUUUUGUCGUCUGGGCUCGCUGCAAAUGGGAUGCCAAGGUUCGAGGAUUCAUUCUCGAGAAGGGUUUGAAAGGUUUGGAAGCACCAGCCAUCAAGAACAAGGUUGCACUUCGGGCGUCGUUAACCGGUUCGAUCUUCAUGGACUCUGUUAGAGUAGGCCAUGAUGCCUUGCUCCCGCACGGACAAGGCCUUAGUGCACCUUUCUCCUGUCUGAAUAGUGCCCGGUAUGGCAUUUCAUGGGGUGUAAUGGGGGCUCUCGAGGAUUGUAUCCAAAAAACUCUCACGUAUGCACUUGAGCGCAAGCAGUUUAAGCGACCGCUGGCAUCUUUCCAACUUGUCCAGAAGAAACUUGUAGACGCACAAACUGAAGCAGCUCUUGGUUUCCAGGCCAGUCUUCAGGUUGGCAGACUGAAGGAUACUGGCAAGCUGGCCCCCGAAAUGAUCAGUAUGGUAAAGCGCAAUAACUGUGGUAAGGCCCUCCAGCAUUCCCGGAUCGUUUUGGAUAUUCUCGGAGGAAAUGCAUCAUCAGAUGAGUACCAUGUCGGUAGACAUGUUGCAAAUUUACAAGUUGUGAAUACUUACGAAGGGACAUAUGAUAUACACGGUCUCAUCCUUGGAAAGGCAACGACUGGCAUUCAAGCUUUUGCUAAUUAGUUCCAUCGGUGUAUUGCUUGCGAAAAAUACAUGCUUGAAAUUUUAACGAAAGACUACAUGAUAUCUACCUUAGAAACAUCGUCAGAUGCAUGGGCCUAACAUUAACAAUUUACCAAUCGUAGACUGUAGUAUGCAAGCCAAAUUUUGGACUCGUGUACUGUGGUGGAUUCAACGCAUCGCGGUUCGACCUUUCAAUUUUUGACAUUCGCAGUUGUGAG
Molecule: messenger RNA, 1739 nt
Organism: Suillus subaureus
Lineage: Eukaryota; Fungi; Basidiomycota; Agaricomycetes; Boletales; Suillaceae
Product: acyl-CoA dehydrogenase NM domain-like protein
Exons: 15
Coding region: 247-1521 (424 amino acids)
Biological process (GO): fatty-acyl-CoA biosynthetic process; fatty acid beta-oxidation using acyl-CoA dehydrogenase
Cellular component (GO): mitochondrial inner membrane
Molecular function (GO): flavin adenine dinucleotide binding; fatty-acyl-CoA binding; glutaryl-CoA dehydrogenase activity
Source: RefSeq, a predicted model, not a curated record